This is a messenger RNA of Erigeron canadensis, 660 nucleotides long. Its product is annotated as protein preY, mitochondrial. Lineage: Eukaryota; Viridiplantae; Streptophyta; Magnoliopsida; Asterales; Asteraceae. The record is from RefSeq and is a predicted model, not a curated record. The coding region runs from base 240 to 458 and encodes 72 amino acids. The transcript has 3 exons.
UAAUGUUGUUGCAGAGAUACACUUACACCAACUUUAUGUUAAAUAGCCAGGAGAAGAUAUAGCAAAAACCCAAACCAUAAACCAAUUCACUAAAUCAUUUCGAGUUCAAUCCAAAUUCCAAACCAAACACCGAUUUCAUAAUUCAGUUUGGUUUGGUUUUUAGAUUACGGUUUGGAUCUAAAGAUUACAUAGAACGAAUAAAUAAAUAAGUUUGUGCCAAGCAGUAUAAGUGUAAGGAAAUGGUGAGAGGAAGCAGGGUAAUAGGUCAGAUAAGCAAAACGCUAUCGGAAUUUAUCGUAUGUCCUCUUUCUAAACAACCCUUGAGGAUUUGUGAAAAGUCUAAUUCCCUGAUUAGUGAUACAAUCGGUGUUUCUUUUCCGAUAAUAGACGGGAUUCCAUGUCUUGUGCCAAAGGACGGCCAAAUCAUUGACACAGAUGACACAAAAAGGGAUCAUUAAGCGGGAUUGAGCUCAUAGCAUCAGGGUAGAACCAAACAACUGUACACAAGACUUAAUUAAGGGUUUUCAAUUGUUUGUGAUUUGAAUGUAUGUCUUUUUCCUUCUUAGUUUCAUGUUGUCAACGAAUGAAUGGAUUGCAUUAUCAUUCUGUAUGGCAUUUUGUUUAUAACACAAUGGGGAAAAGAAAGGUUAAUACGGAAAA